Messenger RNA from Guillardia theta CCMP2712, 573 nucleotides. RefSeq lists its product as hypothetical. The transcript has 3 exons. NCBI's taxonomy places the organism in Eukaryota, Cryptophyceae, Pyrenomonadales, Geminigeraceae. The coding region runs from base 1 to 573 and encodes 190 amino acids. The record is from RefSeq and is a predicted model, not a curated record.
AUGGAGGGAGUGCGAGGAGAGGAGAGCGAAGAGGAUGAGAUAACGAGCGAGCGACCAAAGACGAAGAAUCUAUGCGAGCAUGGGCUGAAGCGAUCACAAUGCAAGGACUGCAUAGGGGGCAGCCCAUGCGAACACGGGCGGCAGCGAUCACAAUGCAAGGAGUGCGGGGGCAGCAGCAUAUGCGAGCACGGGCGAAUCCGAUCACAAUGCAAGGACUGCGGGGGAGGGGGCAUAUGCGAGCACGGGCGAAUCCGAUCACAAUGCAAGGACUGCGGGGGAAGCGGCAUAUGCAAGCAUCGGCGGCAGCGAUCACGAUGCAAGGACUGCGGGGGAGGGAGCAUAUGCGAGCACGGGCGCCAGAGAUCACAAUGCAAGGACUGCGGGGGAGGGAGCAUAUGCGAGCACGGGCGGCAGAGAUCACAAUGCAAGGACUGCGGGGGAAGCGGAAUAUGCGAGCACGGGCGGCGGAGAUCAUCAAUGCAAGGACUGCGGGGGAGGGGCAUAUGCGAGCACGGCCGCAUCCGAUCGUCAUGCAAGGACUGCGGGGGAGGGAGCUCGGAAUGUUUAGAGUAA